Cryptomeria japonica (Japanese cedar) is the source of this 3442-nucleotide messenger RNA. RefSeq names its product probable E3 ubiquitin-protein ligase RHG1A. NCBI's taxonomy places the organism in Eukaryota, Viridiplantae, Streptophyta, Pinopsida, Cupressales, Cupressaceae. The coding region runs from base 711 to 2897 and encodes 728 amino acids. Gene Ontology annotation, molecular function: ubiquitin protein ligase activity. The transcript is spliced from 8 exons. The record is from RefSeq and is a predicted model, not a curated record.
UCUCACGCAUGUUAAGGGAUGGAAUCUGGCGGGGCGUGGUGGUGGUGAUGUUAAUGCAAUGCUACGCGCAGCCGUGGCGUCCUUGGCUUGUCUUGUGUUCCUACCAUUACCAUUCCCAUUAGUAUUAUCAUUACCUACAACCUUCCUUCCUUCCCUUCCUUACACACGGUCAAAUAGUCACCACAAUUUAACACCAACGCCAUCGUCGGCGUCUCUGGCAAAGAACCCCUAUAAUUUUUAUCACCAUCGCCAUUUCUGAUCAAUCUGCAGCUUUCCUGUUUUGGGAGAGGAGCUGCGCAAUCUGCAGCUUUCUUACCUUGUUUCUUUCUGUGCUUAGGGUUUGGCCCCUGAAGUAACCGUCGGACCUCUGUUCUAUGUGCGCAAGUUGGGGGGUUCUUUUUUGUUUCGCUUGCAUGGAUUGUUGAAAUCGCCGGAUGCGUGGAAUUGGGGUUUUUUUUGGGUCUAACAUGGUUGGGGACAUCAUACCUCAUUCAACGUGCGCGCUGUGAGAAGGAUAUACGUUAGCAGAAUGAGAGGAUGCAAAUAUGAUGAGCUGGGUUGUGGAAAGUGGCAAAUGAAAGUUGGUUCUAUUCUAAAUAUUAUGAUUGACAUAGGUGAAUGUUGAGCUAUAUUUAAUAGCAGAUUUGUUAUAACAGCAACAUAUUCUGUGGCUUACUGUUUGAACUGGGAUAAGACUGCUAUAAGGUAUAAUGCAAGGCCAAAGAAACACGAUACAGCCUAUACCAGAAAACUUUGAUUUAGCAAACAUGUCCGACCAAAACAACAUGAAUAUUGAUUCACAUAUUUAUCAGGAUGACCGAAUAAAUAUCAUGGCUGCUCCAAAUGUACCAGAUUAUCAGGUUUCCGGGAAUGGUUCAAAUUGUAGUUUUCGGAACAUGGGAAGCCACACUAGCAGUGGUUCUUUUGUCAACAGGUGGGCCUCUGGAAGUGCCAGUGAUUCUGAGAAUGCAGCUGGUCAGAGUUGUACUGUUGAAGAUAAAAUGUCUAUUGGCUGGAAUCCUGUUUCAAAUAUGCAGCCAACUUCAAUGGUUGAUGGAAGGCAAUUGCUUGACACAAAUAUCCUUUCAUCAGAAAAUGGUACCAUGAAUAUCCUGAAUAAUUCUCUUAUGGAUGACUGCUUGCAUCUCCGCCCGAGCUGUAGUUAUGGACCAACAUCAGAUGCGAAUUCGUUUAAUUUCAUUGCUAACCAAACACCUGUUGGGUCAUACAUGGAUCCGAGCUCAUUUCCUCAUUCAACUGUAUUAGUUGGACCUGACCCAGAGCAAAUGACUUUUGCUGGUAACAGUGGGGUGGCAUGUUUAGCAGAAAGCAGUAAUGGUCGAACAAAUCGUAUCAUGGAAGGCAGAAGAGUUUUCUGUAAGAGAAAGACAGAAAAUAUUUCGGGUCCAUCUUUGGAUCCCAAUCCAUCUUCUCAGUGGGAUGAAGCCAAUCUUAGGUUUACAAUUCCUGGAAGGCCAAACAUGGCUAAUGGUUUAAGUAUUUCUGUCCCUGUUGCUACAGCAACACUUCCAGUUCCUGAUGAAAGGCCAGUGGAAGAACCUGCUAUAACCAGGCCUGGGGCUGGUUUAAAUGAUGUUACCUCUGAUUAUAGGUGUGGAUUUUCAAUGGCUGGGCAACCAGAUGGUACACAAAGAAAUGUUAGACUGAGAUUUAGUUCACACCAUCCAGAAGCAAAUUUUCCUCAAAUAUGGCCUGUGGGGAAUGCUGGAAGAGCUCUGCCAGAAUUACAACCUCAUUCUUCUCAUUCUAGACAUGUACUCUCUGGAACCUUGUCUGCAGAUACAGGUUCAGCAGCAGCUGGUAGUGUUGGUCCACUGCGCCAGCCCAAUAUGUUUCGUUCAUCCUCUAGUAUUCCAAGGAGUUUGCACUCACUUGGAAGAAAUGAUAAUUCUUCUCUGCCAAGAGCAGGCAACCCAAUGUCUGGUCCUGUGAGGGAACCUUCAUCUUCUAUGCAGGAGGAAACAAGCUCAAGGAACAUGAGGAUGGGAAAUACAAAUAAUGCUUGGCUUUCUGCAGGAACAGAAACUAGGCCGGCAAACCAUGAUUCUGGAAGUUGGCCUCCGAUAAGUCGAAACACAAAUGAACCUCGGAACCAUGCUUCAAUGAUACAUCCUGCACCGGUCAUGCCUUGGGACCCACAGCACGUCCCUUUAACACAAGCACUUAGGAGGAGUGCUGGUGGUGUUCAAGGGUCUGGGUCAUCUUCUAUUAGCAGAUCUUCUCAAAGUGGUCAUAUUCAUCCUUCUCGAACUGUUAAUUUCUCUUCCUCAUCAGAUAAUCUUCUCCCACGAGCUGGUUCCCAAGGCCAACAAUAUAUUAGACCAGCAAUAUUGAUGGAUCGACAGGGUGAUGGAAUAUUAGGUGUUCCUUUUGGAUCACUGCAAGCAUUAACAGCUGAAGGUGAUGGACGCAACAGAUUAAUGUCUGAGAUUCGGAAUGUAUUGGAACUUAUGCGAAGAGGUGAAACUUUGAGAUUCGAGGAUAUACUUAUUCUAGAUCAAUCAGCAUUUUACAAUGCGGCUGACAUUCAUGAUCAGCACCGGGACAUGCGACUUGAUGUGGAUAACAUGACCUAUGAGGAAUUGUUGGCUUUGGAGGAAAGGAUAGGUAAUGUAAGUACAGGUUUAACUGAGGAGACAAUUUGUAAGAGCUUGAAGAAAAUAUUAUACAUCUCGGGUACUGAGUCAAUUGCAGUUGAGUCUUCUAAGAAGCAGCCUGAGGAUGAACUUUGCAGCAUAUGUCGGGAGGAAUACAUGGACAAGGAUGAGCUGGGGAUUAUAGACUGUGGGCACAUUCAUCACUCACAUUGCAUUAAGAAAUGGCUACUGAUGAAAAAUCUCUGUCCUAUAUGCAAGAAGACAGCUUUAAAUACUUAGGUCCUGGGCAACCUAUUUACUUUGUACAUGCUGGAAUAUAUUAAUCUGAACAUUUCAACUGUCUAGAUCUUUGUUCAGAUAUUCUUGUUAUUUGUUGCAAAGGUAAAUUGACAAUGAGCUGGGCACCUCUCUCGUUUAUUUAAGGGACAAUGUACAGAUAGCUGCUCUUGGGCCGGUUGUGUUAAUGUUGGUGUAGUAGCAGCUGCACAUCUCCUAGAUUAACCAUUGGUAUCCCUAGCUUUUUGGAACACGUGGGAGGCUUUUUCAAGAAAACAUGCUCACGUAGCACCCAUUCAAAAGAAAUCUCGUUCAAUCUGCUGGUUGUUGUAUCAGUUGAAGUUCUACUGUGGAUUGUGGGAAAGAGUUUUUUCUUGCUCAAAAAGUGCUAUUGUUUAUUGUUUCUUCUGAUUUCUUUAUUUACAUUUUAUUGUAUGAAGUUGAACGAUAGCUUUUUGCAUUGAAAGCUUAUUUUAGAGACACAAUUCUCAAUGAGCUUGAAAUAAUGCAAAUAAGAAUUACUAAUGGGGAUAAAUAUUUAUGUUGCU